AUGGCGUACAAAAAACUUGUAUUCUUUGUAUACCUUUCAUUUCUGUUAUCCCAUACAAAUGGGAAGACUCAAACUCAACGUCUUUCCUCUAUUUACAAAUCAGGAAAGAUAAAAAACAGAAUUGGCAGUAGCCAUUACAUUUACAACAAUUUUGAAGAAGCUCAAGUUUAUUCACAGGAAGGGCUAAAAGAGAAUGAUCUAAUAAAGGGAUUGCCUGGCCAGCCACCGGUCCGGUUCAAGCAGUACGGUGGUUACGUGACCGUGAACCAGACCGCCGGCCGAGCUUUCUAUUACUACUUGGCUGAGUCUCAAAACUCUCCGAAUUCAUCGCCUCUCCUUCUCUGGCUCAAUGGAGGGCCUGGUUGUUCUUCAUUGGGGUAUGGAGCAAUGCAAGAAUUGGGACCCUUCCGCGUUCACAGUGAUGGCAAAACUCUCUACAAAAAUCCAUUCUCAUGGAAUCAAGGUGCAAAUGUGGUGUUUUUGGAGUCACCAGCGGGAGUUGGGUUUUCGUAUUCGAACACGUCGUCGGAUUUGAAUAGCAACGGGGACAGAAGAACAGCCGUUGACAACUAUAAUUUCUUGGUGAAUUGGUUCAACAGAUUUCCAGAAUACAAAGACAGGGAUUUCUACAUUGCAGGGGAGAGCUAUGCUGGCCAUUAUGCACCACAAUUGGCACAAACAAUUCUCUAUCACAAUCGUUAUUCCUCCAACACUACCACUAUUAUCAAUCUCAAAGGAAUUAUAAUCGGAAAUGGUUUUAUAAGCUCCGAGACAGACAUGAAAGGGAUGUACGAGUUCUGGGGCAGCCAUGCUCUAGUUUCAGAUGAAAUAACAGACCAAAUAAUGAAAUAUUGCUAUUCGUCGAGUAGCGAUAGCAUACAACAACAUGAUGCAUGCAAUGAAGCUAUUAAAGAAGCUAUCCCUUUAGCCAAUGCUGUCAACAAUUACAACAUUUAUGCCCCCACUUGCUUCAAUCAUAGCCUCACACAAAAUCCCAACAAGCCUUCCGUGUUGCAUAUGGAUCCUUGUACCGAUGAUUAUGUGGAUGCAUACUUGAAUACACCUCAAGUUCAAAAGGCCCUCCAUGCUAAUCUCACUAACAUCCCUUAUCCUUGGCAACGUUGCAGCGAUGAUGAAGUCUUUAGUUGGCAAGAUAUGCCUAGGACAGUACUUCCUCUUCUCAAGGAACUUAUGACGAGUGGGCUCCGAAUUUGGUUGUACAGUGGGGAUGUAGAUGGAAAUGUACCAGUUACUUCAACUAAGAACACAAUCAAAGACAUGAAACUUCCCAUCAAAAGUUCUUGGCGGACUUGGUAUGUUGAAGGCGAGGUUGGUGGAUUUACACAAGUGUAUGAAGGAGAGCUAACAUUUGCAACAAUAAGAGGGGCAGGACAUGAAGUACCUAGUUAUCAACCUGCUCGAGCUCUUUCCCUUAUCAACUCUUUUCUUGCUGGGAUUCAACUCCCUUAUUCUUCCACAGAUUACUAGUCUAUAUCCUUUUCACUUUUCAUCUCUAUUCCAUGGUUUGAUACUACUACAUCUACAAGUUCAACAACCAUUUUUCUUUUAUUUAUAAAAUAUUGGCAUCACCGUUUUUUGUUUC
Salvia hispanica is the source of this 1603-nucleotide messenger RNA. RefSeq names its product serine carboxypeptidase-like 40. Gene Ontology annotation, cellular component: vacuole. Gene Ontology annotation, biological process: proteolysis. The record is from RefSeq and is a predicted model, not a curated record. Gene Ontology annotation, molecular function: serine-type carboxypeptidase activity. NCBI's taxonomy places the organism in Eukaryota, Viridiplantae, Streptophyta, Magnoliopsida, Lamiales, Lamiaceae.